Candida dubliniensis CD36 is the source of this 2655-nucleotide messenger RNA. RefSeq lists its product as uncharacterized. Gene Ontology annotation, biological process: protein phosphorylation. The record is from RefSeq and is a predicted model, not a curated record. Bases 1 to 2655 code for a protein of 884 amino acids. The transcript has a single exon. Gene Ontology annotation, molecular function: protein kinase activity; ATP binding. Lineage: Eukaryota; Fungi; Ascomycota; Pichiomycetes; Serinales; Debaryomycetaceae.
AUGAGUAUUUCAUCAACUACUAGUACUACUUUUGAUCCUACCAGUAAUAGAACUUCAAUAGAUACUACUGCCACAUCGAUCAAUCAUGAUUAUAAUAAAUAUAAUAGACUAUCCACUUCAUCAAGUUUAUUUACUAUUGAUUCAGAAUUAAAUGAUUUAUAUCCUGAAUUACCAUCAAAUUUUAAACUUAUUGAAUUACUUGGUGAAGGGGCAUUUUCAUCAGUUUAUAAAGCUAUUGAUUUAUCAUCGAAAAAUAAUAUGAUUGUUGCUAUUAAAAUUAUUGAUAAAAUUAAUCUUAAUAAUAAACAAUUGAAAAAUAUAAUUAAUGAAAUUAAUAUUUUAAAACAAAUUAAUUAUCAUCAUCAUCCUAAUAUAAUUGAAUUAUUUGGUGUUAUUGAUGGUAUUAAUCAAACUUUUUUAAUAUUAGAAUAUUGUAAUGGGGGAGAAAUUUUUGAUCAAAUAUUACAAUAUACAUAUUUAUCUGAACCUUUAUCUUAUCAUAUUUUUAAACAAAUUUUACAAGCAUUAGAAUAUUUACAUAAUAAUUUAAAUAUUGUUCAUCGAGAUUUAAAACCAGAAAAUUUAUUAUUUAAUAAAAUCCCUUUUUUUGAAAGACCAACUAGUAUUACUACAAAUGAUGAUGAUGAUGAUGAUAAUAAUAAUAAUAAUAAUAAUAAUAAUAAUGAUCCAAGGAAAUAUUUACGAAAAUCUGAUGAUAUUAAUGAAAAAAUUGAUGAAGGUGAAUUUAAAUAUGGUAUAGGUGGUGGAACUAUUGGAAUAAUAAAAUUGGCUGAUUUUGGAUUAGCUAAACAAUUAAAUGAUAAUAAUAUUGCUCAAACUCCUUGUGGUACAACUGGUUAUACUGCUCCUGAAGUUUUUCAAUGUAGUAACAUUACUACUAAUACUACUACUAAUACUACUACUAAUUCAUCCCUGAUUUAUCAUCAAAUUUUUAAACCUACUUCAUUGAAAACUGAAACUAAAACUAAAACUAAUUCUAAAUCUAAAUCUAAAUCUAAAACUAAAUUUAAUACUAAUAAUUAUUCUAAAUCAGUAGAUAUUUGGUCAUUAGGAUGUGUAUUAUAUACAUUAUUAUGUGGAUUUCCUCCAUUUUAUAAUGAUGAUAUUGAAAUAUUAACUAAUAAUGUUAUUAAUGGGAAAUUUGAAUUUUUAAAACCUUGGUGGGAUGAAAUAACUAAUGAUGCAAAAGAUUUAAUUACAAAAAUGUUACAUAUUGAUCCUAAUAAAAGAAUUACUAUUAAUGAAAUUUGGAAUCAUCCUUGGAUUUUAAAUCAUAUGAAUAAUGAAAAUAAACAAAAUCAAAAUCAAAAUCAAAAUCAAAAACAAGAAUCAUCAAAUUAUUUCCCAAAUCAUCACCCUAUGAGUAGGAGUAGGAGUAGGAGUAAUAUUAUUAAACAAACUAUUUUUGAAAAUAUUCAUGAAUAUAGAAAUGAAAAUAUCAAUAAUUCCAAACAAGAAAAAGAUAAUUUUUCAUCAUUUUUAUCAUCAACAAUAACUCAACAAGAAUUAAGUAAAUCUCCUAGAGCAAUGGCCAUUAAAAAAGUAUUUGAUAAUCCAGCAAUGAUAACCAAAAAAUCAAAUAAAAAAGAAAAAAAUUCUUCUCAUCAUAAUGAUAAUGAUAAUCAUAAUCAUAAUCAUAAUGAUGAUGAUGAUGAUGAAAUUUAUUUUGCUAAUGAAGAAGAACCAUUAAGUUAUUUUAUUGAAGAUAUUGCUGAAUUAGAUGAUGAAGAUGAUGAAGAUAAUGAAGAAGAAGAAGAAGAAGAUGAUGAUGAUGAUGACAGUAGUGAUGAAAGUAAUGAAUUUGAUGAAUUUGAUGAAUCUGAUGAAUCUGAUGAACAUUUGAAAAUUAUGAAAAGUUUACCUUUUAAAAUUAGGAAAAAUCAACAUGAUUAUAUUAAAACUCCAUAUCCUAAAUUAAUUAGUUUUAAAGAUGUUUUCAAUUUAAAUAAAAUUAAUUCUCAUCAACAACAACAACAACAUGAUAAUAAUGAUAAUGAAGAAGACGAUAAAGAAGACGAAAUAGAAAAGGUUUAUGAAUUGAAUAAUAAAUUCCAUGAAUUUAAAUUAUCAUCUCAAAAUUUAAAUCAAAUCAAUAAUAAAAAUAAUAAUAAUUCAAUUAGUGAUAAUGAUAGUGAUGAUACAACUAUUACUUCUACUAAUUCAUCAAUACUUCUGAAUAUUCCUACUACUACUAUUACUACUACUACUACUACUACUACUACUACCACCACCACCACCACUACGACAAAUAAUAAUAAUCAUAGUAAUACUAUUAAUGAAAUUGAUGAUCAUGAUCAUAAUAAUAAUAAUACUAAUAUUACUUCUAAUUAUGAAACUCGUUCAUCAUCAAUAAUUUCCGGUUUAAAUGGUGAUUUUAAAUUCACUUUAAAUUUAACUAAUUCAAAUUUAUUAACUCGUCGUAAAAAUAGUAAUAAUAUAAUUACUCCAAUUAAUUCAUCUACAAGCAAUACAAGUAGUAAAAAUAACAAUACCAACAAUACCAAAAAUACCAACAAUACCAAAAAUACCAACAAUGCCAACAAUAUUAUUACUAUAAGUCCAAUUAAUUCAUCAAGUAUUAGUGAUGCUACAACUACAAUUAUAAAUACUAAUGCUACUGCUACCAUAAUUUAA